Messenger RNA from Rhodofomes roseus, 1447 nucleotides. RefSeq lists its product as uncharacterized. Gene Ontology annotation, cellular component: Ino80 complex. Lineage: Eukaryota; Fungi; Basidiomycota; Agaricomycetes; Polyporales; Fomitopsidaceae. The record is from RefSeq and is a predicted model, not a curated record. Bases 1 to 1098 code for a protein of 365 amino acids. Gene Ontology annotation, biological process: chromatin remodeling. The transcript is spliced from 5 exons.
AUGCCGCGCCGCCGCAAAGACGCACAGCAGUCCGACGUCGACCAGAUGGUCGAGGAGGCGGAGAUGGAGGAAGACGGGCAGGCUGAGGCUGAGGAUACAGAAAUGGCCGUAGACGCUCCGGACGAUGACGAGGCGACGGAAGACAAGGACGCGGAGGGGCAAGAGGAAGAAGACGAGAAUUCAGACCUCGAUGCCUUAUCGGACACUCCAGGCGACCAACAGGAAAUGGGUCCCGCAACCCAGCCUCGCCUUAGGAUCAAGCUGAAACUCAGCGCACAGCAAACAGCUGUCUCAACACCUGACGAGGAUCCAACACCUUCCUCUCGUAGAGCAAUAUCUCGCGAUAUUGACAUAGAGUCCGAAGAUGAGGAAGACGAAGUGGACGACGAUGACGACGAUGAGGACGCACAAUCUACGCGGUCCACAUCUGUAGCUACCGCGGGUACAAGCAAGGCGUUGACAGCGCGUCAAGCAGUCCUCGCAAAUGUCGUUGAUGCUACGCAUGUCUCCCUUGGUCCGACACUCAACUCGCGCAAGAAGAAGCCACUCACAGAGAUGGAGCUCGCUCUAAAACGUGAGGAGACUGCGCGUAAGCGCAGGAACCUUACCGAGAAGAAGCUUGAGGAUGAAAAGACGGAAACCAUAAAUCGUCUGCUGAAGAAGCAAUCUCGCGCUAGAGGGAAGCGCAAUGCCCUCGCGACCGCCGAGGACCGUCCGUCCACCGGAGGCGGCGGCGACGACGGAGAGGAAGGCAUGGGGGCCGAGCCUUUCGAGUUUGUCAACCCCACAAUGUAUCGCUGGGUGUCGACCUCCCGGAAGUCUGCGUUUCAAGGCGAAGCCAACACUGACAAGAAGAUGUCUCUAUCCUUCUCGGUGCCCGUAUCCGUCUUGCCACCGACCCUAACGCCGCCUGAGCCUGCCUCUGCAGCGAUGGACAUCGACAAGCCGGUUGUUCCUGCAGACCCUGCAGUGCAAGCUUUGGCCAACUGCGACGUUCAAGGGUGCUCUGAGCGGCGCAAGUACCGUUUGGUGAGAGACUUUGCCAAGGGUGCUUGUGGGAUGACCCAUUUGAAGGCUCUCGAGGCACAAUUGGUCUAGUACUAGGCCAAGGCUUUACGGCUGUUGCAGCUGUGGGUCUGGUCGAGCCACCUCGUGUAUUUGUUACUCGGAGUGAGGAAUCUGUUGUAUUGAUAUAUGUACUUGUUCUCAUGUUGUCGACCGCAACGAUGUGAUAGAUGCGAGGAAGAGAACCCUCGCACUAUGUGUGCAUUGAUGUGCAGACAUCUCUAUCCGUCAGGGCAGCUCAUAUGAUGCAUGACGGCGUUGACUCAGAUGAUGCCUUGUGGUCUUUGGGCUCAUACACCCAAGGAGUGUUCACCGUGAUACGGGUUAUCAUGAUAGGUAAGUACACCGACACAUCGCGAAAAUCCAUUAGGUCAUACUGCCA